CCGCCGCGGCCCCCUCACCGCCCUCCCCCCCCGCCCCCAGCAGCCCUCCUUCCCCCUCCCCUGUCGCGGCCCGCCCGGAGGCCCCCCACCUCCGCCCGUCGCGACGCCGGCGGCAGGCAGCCGGGGCGCAUGGCGGCGGGGGCGGGCGGCGCGGCAUUGGGGCGGGCGGCGCUGGCGGCGCCGCUGGUGCUGCUCUACUACGGCUUCUCCAUCGGCAUCACCUUCUACAACAAGUGGCUCAUGAAGAGCUUCCCCUUCCCGCUGCUCGUGACCCUGCUGCACCUCCUCCUCAUCUUCGGCCUCUCGGCGCUGGCCCGCGCCCUGGCGCGCUGCCGCUCCGGGCGGCCGCCGCCGGCGCUCUCCUGGGCCGACUGCCUCCGCCGGGCGGCCCCUGCAGCUCUGUCAACUUCCUUGGAUAUUGGGCUGAGUAACUGGAGCUUCCUAUACGUCACUGUCUCCCUCUACACGAUGACCAAAUCCUCUGCCAUUCUCUUCAUCCUGCUUUUUUCACUGCUCUUCAAGCUGGAGGAACUGAGGGUGGCAUUGCUGGUGGUGGUUCUGCUCAUCGCUGGGGGGCUCUUCAUGUUCACCUACAAGUCCACACAGUUCAACGCACAGGGGUUCGUGCUGGUGCUGUGUGCCUCUUUCCUUGGGGGUAUUCGCUGGACACUCACACAGAUACUUAUGCAGAAGGCUGAACUGGGGCUCCAGAACCCCAUUGAUAUCAUGUUUCACCUGCAGCCGCUCAUGUUCCUGGGGCUCUUCCCACUCUUUGCGGUGUUUGAGGGCCUGCCUUUGUCCGUAUCAGAGAAGCUCUUCCGUUUCCAUGAAGCAGGAAUGCUGUUCUCUCUGGUAGGGAAGCUGUUCUUGGGUGGAAUUCUUGCCUUUGGUCUAGGCUUUUCUGAGUUCCUCUUGGUUUCCAGAACAUCUAGCCUCACCCUUUCCAUUGCUGGCAUUUUUAAGGAAAUCUGCAUUUUAUUCCUCGCCACACGUUUGCUGGGAGACCACCUCAGUCUCUUGAACUGGCUGGGCUUUGCUGUCUGUCUGGCAGGAAUCUCCCUUCAUGUCAUUCUCAAAGCCAUGAAUUCCAAAGGUGAAAAAGCACUGAAGCUACACAAAGAGGCCAGCUCCAACCCUGACCUGGAGCUGCUGCUGCACCACACUGAACACGGUGAGGAGGAGGAAGAGGAUGUUGAAACCCCACAGCAACACUAACCGAACGUGAAGCACAAAGCAGCCUGCUCUGUUCUUACCAAACCUGCCUGAGAGCUAUCUAGGAGGAAGGUCCAAGAGUCUCUGUCUGUGACCACCCAAAGGAGAGCCAGAGCCUGGUGAGAGAGUCCUGCUGUUCUGCUACAGUGUGGAUCUGUAGAUGCUGCACAAGAAACAGGCAAUAUCCCUUUCACAGAGAGCGAACUUGGAAGAUGAGCCCUGGUUCAGUGGAAGUAGAACGGCGUGGUGAGACUGGGAAAUGCUGUAGAAAGCUUAUUAGGGAAUCCUGAAGGCUGUAUAUUGAGAGUGUAGACCAUGAGCUGUACAAUAUGCGUGGACACGUCUGGACUGCAGGCUGAGUGGUUCAGGGAUGAUUUUAGUGUUGUUUAGGCUUUGGCUUCAAAAGAGAAAGUAGAUAUACCUUCCCAUACUUACUUUAUGGUUCUGCUAAGUAGGAACUCCCAUCUUGGUGGGAGCAGAUGACUACGUAUAAGUAGACUUGUCCCAGUGAGAAGGAGCCUUUGUGCCUGGUGACCUCCAUGUUCUGUGUGCAGAGUAAGGAGAGAAUUAAAUGCUGAUAUUUGGGACCAAUUGAACGUAGCCAAAUGAUGUUGGUUGGAGGAAGGACAGGGAUUCAUAAGUACUUCUGGCCCUACAGGCCAAGGGGAGAGAGAGCAGUAGCACAGGAGAUCUAGCCUGAGCAAUAAGCUUAUCAGAAAGUAUGUGGGUAUUUGAGGGGGGAAUUCUUUGUUUUUUAAAUAAACUGUUUUUCUGA
Molecule: messenger RNA, 1987 nt
Organism: Gymnogyps californianus (California condor)
Lineage: Eukaryota; Metazoa; Chordata; Aves; Accipitriformes; Cathartidae
Gene: SLC35H1
Product: solute carrier family 35 member C2
Exons: 9
Coding region: 130-1215 (361 amino acids)
Biological process (GO): UDP-glucose transmembrane transport
Cellular component (GO): cis-Golgi network; endoplasmic reticulum-Golgi intermediate compartment; Golgi apparatus
Molecular function (GO): antiporter activity
Source: RefSeq, a predicted model, not a curated record